Molecule: messenger RNA, 783 nt
Organism: Marasmius oreades (fairy-ring Marasmius)
Lineage: Eukaryota; Fungi; Basidiomycota; Agaricomycetes; Agaricales; Marasmiaceae
Exons: 2
Coding region: 1-783 (260 amino acids)
Source: RefSeq, a predicted model, not a curated record
AUGGCACCGUCCCAAAGUGUAUCAAAGAACACCCGUCCUCGAACUAAAACCGUAACCCUCAAAUUGCAAGUUGCCCCUCGCGCUCGUGCCCAUCCUAUCAACCGACGCCAACCCCGACCACACUUAUCAGUCAACCAACGCAUUCAUUCCCUCCUCACCGACCCCCUCGUACACAAACAAAGCCUAGGCUCCUUUCGUAUUUCGUGUCUCGCCUGCGGUCAACGCGUCCAACUCGAUAAACGCGAAAGUCGCCCCUUUUACGCGUUUAACUGGACGAAACAUCGGAAUGCAAACUGUCAACGCGCUAUCGAAGCGCAGAAGAGAAUUAACGAUGGGCAAAAGUUUGAGGUGGCGGAGGUUUGGAAGACGUGGAGUCGAGAUUGGUUGACGAAAGACGACAAGGAGUCCGAUAAGGCCGAUAAGGCUAAGGGACGUGGACUCUACGACCCCAUCUGGAGAGAGCAAUGGGUCAAAUUGGGGAUUCUUGAGGGCUCAGAAUGUGGCGACACUGACGUUGUCAGUGGAUCCAGCCGCGACAUUCAGAGACUGUCCCUAUCCCCCGCAUCGGAUAUGACUAGGAGGACGCCGUCCGGUUCACGCGGGUCUUCCACAGACUUUCAAUGGAGUGACUCAAACUCAAGUGGUUCCGAUUCUGGUUCCACCUCGACAACAAUUUUGCCGAUGGACUGUAACGAACUUCGCUUAGCCCGGUUUUUGUCCACCAUUGGGCUGCACUGUCUGGCCAGUGUGGCACUGGACGAGGAGGGUGCACGUCAGCAGUAA